AUUAAUGUUUGUUCACUAGAUUAGUGUCAGAAAGAGCGGAGAGCUCUUAAUCCUCUCGGUACUAAGCACUGGAAGUGUUACUGUGAGCAAUAUUCGGCCAGCAUUCAAACCAAUUUUUUGUUGUCUGAUUUUGCGGGCACUUGUUGAAGCUACAUUUGCAGAAAUUUGCCACAAUGUCAGCUUUUUGUCAGAUGCAGAAGAUCUCGAAGGUAUCGGCCUGCUGUUUGCUGAUCUUCGUAUGUUUAGCGAAGUCGUCCAUCAUUGAUCUUACAUCAGGACAUUCCUUCUUUGCUGCUUUGGAUGAGAGCCAGAAAGUGAAGCUGUAUUGGAAUGUCGACACUGCAAAGAAAGAGAUUUCUUUUACAGUGGAAGCCCAAACAACUGGAUGGGUCGGCUUUGGAAUUUCCACAGGUCAGGGCAAGAUGCAAGGAGCUGAUAUUGUUAUCGGCUGGGUGAAGGAUGGCAAAACAUACUUCAAGGAUCGUCAUGCAACCGGACACUCCACACCAAAGAUCGACUCUCAGCAGGAUUAUGUCCUGAUCGCCCUACAAGAGGAAAGUGGCAAGACCGUUAUGAAGUUUAAACGAAAGUUUGAAACUUGCGAUCCGGAUGACAAUUCAAUCAAGGAAGGCACAACUAAAGUCAUCUACGCUAUGCACCCAGAAGAUCCAGAAUCUGAAGAUAAUAUUCCAAUACACACCAUAAGAGGAGCAAGAAGUGUGUUUUUACUCAACGCUAUUAAAGACGUGCCCAAGUUUCCGGCUGAUGCCAAGACGUUCGCCUUCCUUAUGAACAAGACACAAGUGCCACCUAAACGUACAACGUACUAUUACCGCGUGUUCCAGUUUCCAACUCUACCUGGGAGACGGGACAUUAUUAGGAUCGAACCUGUUAUCCAAGAAGGUAAUGAAGGAGUUGUUCACCAUAUAUUACUUUACCAGUGUGAUCACAACAAUUUCCCUUCGAGCAAUCUCAGCUAUGAAGGAGUGGGUGAUUCCCCUGACAUGCCUCCUGCUGUGAAAAGUUGUAGUGGACCUUCCACCAUUGCCGCCUGGGCGAUUGGAGGCGAGACCUUUUAUUUUCCUGAACACGUGGGAUUUUCCAUUGGAACAAAUGACAGUCCAAAGAUCGUAGUAAUGGAAAUGCAUUACGAUAAUCCUUUACAAAAAACAGGCAUUUUAGACAGUUCUGGUUUGCGCUUUCAUUACACAAGUCAACUUAGAGAUUACCAAGCUGGUAUUUUGACCGUUGGAUGGCUUGUGUCUAAAAAUAUGAUCAUUCCGCCUCAUCAAGAAAGUUGGGAAACACAAGGCUAUUGUGUUGAAGAUUGUACAAAAGAGGGUAUGAAAGGAUCCUCUUUAUCCGGCGGAGGAAUCAAAAUAUUUGCCUCUGCUCUCCACACGCAUUUGGCUGGUCAUGCAGCGUACACUAAGCAUGUCAGGGAUGGUGUCGAACUUCCAGAGAUUAUCAGAGACGAUAACUAUGACUUCAACUUUCAAGAGUUCCAAAUUCCAGCUGAGGAAACCACAGUCAUGCCGGGAGACACGUUGAUAACUGGGUGCAAAUAUCAUACAAAGGACCAUCCAAAAUCCGGCGGUCUGGGAACGACCGAAGAGAUGUGCCUAUCCUUUCAUUACUACUAUCCUAAAAUUAAUUUGUCUAACUGCUUAUCGUGCCAGUGUCCAGCUGUGGAAAAUUGGUAUCAAUCACACUACUCGCAACAUCCCGCAAAAAACAACUCUCUGUGGAACGAUAAGUGGACUCCCGGACUGCGAGACAGUUAUCGAGACACCAACGCUAUAAAUGCUCACUGCAGUGGUACUGACGGAAAGGACCUGCCGGGUCUCGGUUGGAAAGUAGUGGACAAGCCAAAAAUCGACACUCCUUUGAAGCCAGAGCCGGUGUGCCAAGAUGUACCCUCAAGCUCCCCUAACAAACUAGCAUCGUGCAGCCUUGGGCUGGUAACAACUCUUCUUGCCGUGCUUUUCUCUUGUAUGUACUGAUUUCGAUACAAACCAAGGGGUUAAAAACUACAUGUAUUCUCAGUUUCCACUGAAAGUAAUUCCCAUUUACCCAAGUAAUCCACUUUUAUACUGAAAAUUGAGCUGAAUACAUAAAUUGAUAUCUUUCCAGAAAAAAAGGAGGCACGGAAGGCUUUCCCAAUGGAAAACUUUCUCAAAAUACCAUUUAACAGUGCAUGACAAGACUUUGUGUAUUGCAAUUUAUUUAACCAAUCACAGCAGCAAAUAGUAUCUAGUCUAAAGUAGAAAUAGUAGUAACAAUUGUAAUCACUUUGAUCUUUUUGAGAAGUAAG
Messenger RNA from Pocillopora verrucosa, 2314 nucleotides. NCBI's taxonomy places the organism in Eukaryota, Metazoa, Cnidaria, Anthozoa, Scleractinia, Pocilloporidae. The record is from RefSeq and is a predicted model, not a curated record.